Messenger RNA from Microdochium trichocladiopsis, 1482 nucleotides. Its product is annotated as major facilitator superfamily domain-containing protein. Gene Ontology annotation, molecular function: transmembrane transporter activity. The record is from RefSeq and is a predicted model, not a curated record. Gene Ontology annotation, cellular component: membrane. The transcript has 6 exons. The coding region runs from base 1 to 1482 and encodes 493 amino acids. Lineage: Eukaryota; Fungi; Ascomycota; Sordariomycetes; Xylariales; Microdochiaceae. Gene Ontology annotation, biological process: transmembrane transport.
AUGGAGAAGCCAGACGCAGCUCAAAAGCAGCCACCGGAGAUCCUACGGGGUCUCUCGGGCGAAGAGAUGGAGAUACUGAACAAGAAGCUUGUCCGCAAACUUGACCUCCGUCUUAUGGCACCCCUCAUCGUCAUGUACAUCAUGAACUACCUGGACCGAAAUGCCAUCGGAGCCGCCAAGAUCUCAGGCAUUGUUCCCGAUCUGGGUCUGUCGGAUUCGCAGUUCCAGGUCUGCGUGAGCAUCCUCUUUGUCGGCAGCUACAUUCUCAUGCAGAUCCCCUCCAACCUGUUCUUGAACAAAAUUGGCAAGCCAGCGAUGUAUCUUCCCGCCUGCAUGAUUGUAUGGGGAGCUGUAUGCGCAUGUACCGGUGCGGUGCAUAAUUUCAGCGGGCUUGCCGCGACCCGCUUCCUGCUGGGCUUUGUCGAAGCAGCCUAUUUCCCGGGCUGCAUGCUUUGCCUCAGUGUCUGGUACACUCGGAAGGAGCUCGCCCUGCGGACUGCCUUGCUGUACUGCGGGUCCUUGUUCUCCGGAGCAUUCUCUGGGCUGAUCGCGGCAGGCAUAACGUCUAGCCUCGAAGGUGCUAUGGGUCUGAAGUCCUGGAGAUGGCUUUUCAUCAUCGAGGGUGCUGUGACCGUCGCGCUCGCUCUGGUCGUCUCGCCCAUCCUCCCCGACUUUCCCCACAACACCAAGUGGCUCUCGGAGCAGGAGCGUGCCCUCGCCAUGUGGCGCCAGACCUCCGACAUAGGCGAGGAGGACCACGACUCGUCCGAAUCGAGCGGCAUGUUCGACGCCUUUUUCCUGUGCAUACGCGAUUACAGGACAUGGCUCUUCUUUUUCGUCAUCCUUGGCGUCGUGUCCAGCGGUACCAUCAACUCAUACUUCCCCUCGGUCGUCCAGACACUGGGCUACGGGAGGACCCAGACGCUGUUGCUGACCGCACCGCCAUACCUUCUCUCCUGUGUCGUCAAUCUGGCCAUCAGCUGGCACUCGGACAAGACAGGCGAGCGCUAUUUCCACUUCACCGUGCCCGUCUGGUUCUCUGUCGCCGGCUUCAUCAUCUCAGCGGCCACCACCAACCUCGGCGCCCGCUACUUCUCCAUGAUGAUCAUGCUGCCCGGAGUCUACACCGCCUUCACCAUCGGCCUCACCUGGCUCGCCAACUCUCUGCCUCGCCCGCCGGCCAAGCGCGCUGCCGCACUCGCCCUCUGCAGCGGCGGCUCCAACGUCUCGAGCAUCUACGCCCCGUUCUUGUACCCGGAGUCGACGGCGCCCCGCUACCUGCUGGCCAUGGGCGUCAAUGCCGCCACCGCGUUCCUCUCCAUCAUCGUCGCCACUGCUGUGCGCAUCGUACUCGUGCGUCUCAACCGCAAGCUGGAUAUUGAGGAGUUUGGCUCUGUAGAGGCUGCCCAAGAGCAUCGCAAGCGUGGCCCACUCACAAGCAGCGGCGAGGCUGCACCAAAGAGCUUCCGCUACAUGUAUUGA